Molecule: messenger RNA, 1747 nt
Organism: Scleropages formosus (Asian bonytongue)
Lineage: Eukaryota; Metazoa; Chordata; Actinopteri; Osteoglossiformes; Osteoglossidae
Gene: aadat
Product: aminoadipate aminotransferase
Exons: 14
Coding region: 172-1497 (441 amino acids)
Biological process (GO): biosynthetic process
Molecular function (GO): L-kynurenine:2-oxoglutarate transaminase activity; pyridoxal phosphate binding
Source: RefSeq, a predicted model, not a curated record
UAACGGCGCCGCUCUGCUCGUAAUGACUCUAAUAGCCGGUCACGCAGAUAAUCGCUGCUGUCGUGUGUGUGUUUGUUUCGUUCGUUGUGCACGCGGCCUUUCAAAAUCAGUGUAUUUUCUGUGGGUCAUUGACUGUGUGAAGACCCUUUGCUUUAGAGAAGCACAGAAGCGAUGAUUGGUGCGGCUCCGGCUACGGUAUCUGAACGUAAACACAGCGACAUGAAUUAUUCCCGCUUUCUAACUGCUGUGAGCUCAGCGCGGAGACCCUCCCCUAUUCGUCUCUUGACGGAACUGCAGCAGCGAUCGCCCCCAACUUUGAUCUCCCUGGCUGGCGGAGCCCCAAACCCCGACACCUUCCCCUUCCAGUCGGCCACUAUCACCGUGAAGAACGGGAGCAGCAUAGUUUUCAACGAAAGCCUGAUGAAGAAGGCCCUCCAGUACUCCGGUUCCUAUGGGAUCCCAGAGCUGCUGAGCUGGAUGAAGGAGCUCCAAAAGAAGCUGCACGACCCCCCAACGGCCGGAUACACUCCUGAGAAAGGACAGAUGGAGAUGUGUGUGACUACAGGCAGUCAGGAGGGGCUCUGCAAGGUGUUUGAGAUGCUGGUCAGUCCUGGAGACAACGUCCUCCUUGAUGCCCCCACCUACUCUGGGACCCUUGCAGCACUCCAGCCUCUGGGCUGUAACAUCAUCAACGUCCCCAGCGACCAGCACGGCAUGGUCCCCGGCUCUCUGAAGGAGAUCCUGUCCCGGUGGACCCCCGGCGACGCUCGGAGGCCUGGCAGUACCGUCCCCCGGGUGCUGUACACCAUCCCCAACGGAGGCAACCCCACCGGGGCCUCCAUGAGCGCAGAGCGGAAGAGGCAGGUAUACCAGCUUGCCAGAGAAUAUGACUUCCUGAUAAUCGAGGACGACCCAUACUACUUCCUGCAGUUCGAAAAGCCCUGGGCUCCUACGUUCCUCUCCAUGGACUUGGACGGCCGCGUCAUCCGCAUAGACUCUUUCUCGAAGAUCCUGUCCUCAGGGCUGAGGAUUGGCUUUGUGACCGGGCCCAAGCCACUGGUGGACAGAGUGGUUCUCCAUAUCCAGGCCUCCACCAUGCACACGAGCACCUUCACACAGCUGAUGGUCUCCCAGCUGCUGCAGGCCUGGGGUCAGGAUGGCUUCCUCAACCACAUCAACACCGUGGUGGACUUUUACCGAGCACAGCGAGAUGCCAUGCUUUGCUCCGCGGACAAAUGGCUCAGAGGCCUGGCAGAGUGGUACGCGCCAGCGGCUGGCAUGUUCCUCUGGAUCAAGCUGAAGGGCAUCGUGGACACUCAGCAGCUGAUCAUGGAGAGGGCUUUGGAGAAAGAGGUGCUGUUGGUCCCUGGACAAGCCUUCAACAUCGACAGCUCUGCCCCGAGUCCCUACGUUAGGGCUGCGUUCUCUCAGUCCACCCCGCAGCAGAUCGAUGAGGCUUUUAAGCGACUCUCUGCACUUAUUCAGGAAUCAUUAUGAAGAAUUCUCAUCAUUUUAAAAAUAUUCCUUGCCAGUGAAAGUUUUCUUAAUUUUUUUUCUUCUAAUGGAUCAUUUGAUGCCAAAUCAAAGCUUUUGAUGUGUAGCGCCACCCUCCAUUUCGCCUAAUUAUGAGGGUGGUGCCCUGGGUUCUAUUCCAAUAGAAAACCCAAACUCGGGUAUUUCAAAAACAAAUUUAAUAAAUUCUCCAAACCCCCAUGGCAUAGAAAUAUUCAAACUAUUAUUAACCCCA